ACUCUCCUCUUCUCCCUCCCCCUCUCCCUUCUUCGCUCUCCUCCCCCCCCCCUAUCUCUCUGUCUCUCUCCCCCCUUUAGAUUCGAGGAAGAACGAAGCCAGAGAGGAAGAAAGGGCGGGAAUCCGCUAGGACUGUUGGAGGGUUGAUUACUUAGGGUUCUGACCCGUCUCCCUCCGCGGAUCUGGGUUUGGGCUUCUCUUGCGAGAUAUAUCGAGGUGGGCAGGGCGUUGUGGAGAUGGCUUCUACGUCUCCGAGGUUGGGAUUUGGCGGAUGGUUGAUCUGGUAUAGGACUUGAGGUGUCUGUUUCCGGGAAGCUUGGAGAGAGGGUUUUGGAUUCCUCUGGGUCUGGGAUGAGUUCUUCGGAUCGAAGGAAGAUGGAGAGAAGAAAUCAGCCUCCUUUGGUGGAUAGCUCGGCAUGCCUCUGCCGAGUAGACGCAGGCUUGAAAACCGUUGCUGGGGCUAAGAAAUUUGUCCCAGGAUCCAAGCUCUGCAUUCAGCCGAGCAUCAAAGCAUCCAUCCAUCCAUCCAAGCCCAGGGCAGCACGAGGAGACCGGAACCGCAGCCAGUCUCCUCUGCUGCCCGGCCUCCCUGAUGACCUUGCGAUAGCGUGCCUGAUCCGCGUCCCACGAGCCGAGCACCGCAAGUUAAGGCUAGUCUGCAAGAGGUGGUACCGUCUUUUGGCUGGCAACUAUUUCUACUCCCUCCGCAAGAGCCUUGGAAUCGCAGAGGAAUGGAUCUAUGUCAUCAAAAGAGAUCGGGAUGGUCGGAUCUCAUGGGAUGCCUUCGAUCCUGUAUACCAUCUCUGGCAUCCUCUGCCACCCAUUCCAGGAGAGUACUCUGGAGCCCUUGGAUUUGGGUGUGCCGUCUUAAGCGGCUGCCAUCUAUACUUGUUCGGGGGUAAGGAUCCGCAGAAGGGGUCCAUGAGACGGGUCAUCUUCUACAGCGCCAGAACCAACAAAUGGCACCGGGCUCCUGACAUGCUGCGGCGGCGGCACUUCUUCGGCUCCUGUGUGAUGAACAACUGCUUGUAUGUGGCCGGCGGGGAGAGCGAAGGCUUCCAUCACUCUCUCAGAUCGGCGGAGGUCUACGAUCCGAACAAGAACCGCUGGGCCUUCAUAGCGGACAUGAGCACCGCAAUGGUCCCGUUCAUCGGGGUUGUCUACGAGGGGAAGUGGUUCCUCAAAGGGCUUGGCUCCCAGCGACAGGUCCUCAGCGAGGUGUAUGUUCCAGAAGCUGACGGCUGGUACCCAGCGUUCGACGGCAUGGUAACUGGAUGGAGGAACCCAAGUGUUUGCUUGAAUGGCCGGCUCUAUUCUCUCGAUUGCGAGGAUGGUUGCAGGCUAAGAGUGUACGAUGGGGCUACGGACUCCUGGAGCAAACACAUCGACAGCAAGAUGCACCUGGGGAGUUCUCGAGCUCUAGAAGCAGCUGCCCUCGUCCCUCUUGAUGGGAAGCUGUGCAUCGUCCGAAACAACAUGAGCAUUACUGUUGCGGAUGUUGCAGGGAAGGACGGCGGGGAUCUGCGCUGGGAGACGAUUGCGGGCAAAGGGCAACUCAAGACGUUCGUCACCAAUUUGUGGUCUAGCGUUGCAGGCCGUAGCCGUCUCAAGAGUCACAUCGUCCACUGUCAGGUCCUUCAGGCCUAGAAGGAACAAAUCCUCGAGCAUGCAUGCGGCGAUAUGGUCUCUAUUCUUUUGCUUUUCACCUGGCACUCUGGCAGCCGCGAAGCAAGCUUUCGGAGCAUGUUGCAAUUAGUAACAUGUUUACUGCUAUACCGAGCCUCCUGUAUUAUACGACUUCCCCUCUGUUCGGAAUUAUAUUAAACCUAUAGAAAAUAGUAAGCGCGAUGGGAGUCAUUGAUUGUUGAGACGCCAUGAAGGAUUCAUCAGGCCUUUACCUUUCAAACUUGAGCCUGUUUUGUGGCUUGUCUGAGAUGUGGACUGUGCUGCUUCGCUUUCGAUAACACAGCAUCCAAAUUGAAGAUCCGAGCCACCGGUCAUAAUUUAUGUCCCUAAAAACAUCAGAUUAUAAAUCAUAUAUCUUAGUGGUCUUUUUACUCUAUACACUUUUGUAGUGUACUAAAAUGUAUAUAAAGUAUUUAAAUUGAUGGUCUAUCUUAUUGAUUAUGAUCCGGACAUGUUUUAUGA
Phoenix dactylifera (date palm) is the source of this 2148-nucleotide messenger RNA. Its product is annotated as F-box/kelch-repeat protein At1g55270-like. NCBI's taxonomy places the organism in Eukaryota, Viridiplantae, Streptophyta, Magnoliopsida, Arecales, Arecaceae. The record is from RefSeq and is a predicted model, not a curated record. Gene Ontology annotation, molecular function: protein binding.